Messenger RNA from Aspergillus eucalypticola CBS 122712, 900 nucleotides. RefSeq lists its product as uncharacterized. The transcript has 7 exons. NCBI's taxonomy places the organism in Eukaryota, Fungi, Ascomycota, Eurotiomycetes, Eurotiales, Aspergillaceae. Bases 1 to 900 code for a protein of 299 amino acids. The record is from RefSeq and is a predicted model, not a curated record.
AUGUGUUCGGAGGCAACGAGAAUUUCUUCUCACACCCACCGUGACGAGGCCCACCCCACGAGAUCCGAACGAGAAUCAGGCACUAUGAUUGAUCGCUUCUGCACCGACGGAGAAACGCCGCCGCGACCGCGUAACAGCUUCCCAUGGGCUCAGCUCCUGUCGCGUGUUCCGGCGGAGUGCGCACAAGCUUAUGUUGCCACCAAUUAUAUGCAGCAUGGCCCCAUCCUCAUCAUUGUUAUUGGAGGAUACGAGGCUGGGCACAUGGUUAAGCACCACAUAGAUCGCAGAAAUUAUCAGCAUGGGUCUGGUGGCGAAGGAGCCCACGCUGAUAAGGUCUCGCCUGGUGAUAGGCACACCUGCGCCCGUAACCCUGAGAGAUUUGAUAAUGAUAACACUUCAGGUUCGUUAGGUAUUUCGAGGCUGACCAUCUCUGUCAGGCCCGAUAGCCACCUAUCUCAUGGUGUUGAUUAUCAUCACCCCGGACUGUCAAUUAGGAUGCUAGGGGGUGUUGAUAUCAUGCCUGCAGUCGGCACUGGGCUGAUCAACGCAAUAAUUAUGCCACGAUCGCUGACUUUGCUGAUACCCCGCGUCAUCGGAAACCUACGAAGAAUUGUGCUUCGGGCUGACAGGGAAGCGGUGAUCGCCGCCUCUAAUCGCUAUCUCAAAAGUUUUGCCAUGUGCAGCCCGCCCGCGAAGCUUCAGCUAAGCAUAUCUGCGCCGAGCGAUAUCGACUUGGCAAGCAGACAUGUGAAGUUGGAUGCUUUGCAUGAUACGAACCCCUUAGCGCGGGAGCCCCUAAAUCACUGCCAGCUCAUAGCAGCAUCAACCCCGGAAUGUCUGCCUGUUCUGGCCACAGCUAUCGUCAAAAAGAGCGAUAGUUCUAGGUCAAGUCUGGAGUAG